Sitodiplosis mosellana (orange wheat blossom midge) is the source of this 1405-nucleotide messenger RNA. RefSeq names its product regucalcin-like. The record is from RefSeq and is a predicted model, not a curated record. Gene Ontology annotation, biological process: L-ascorbic acid biosynthetic process. Lineage: Eukaryota; Metazoa; Arthropoda; Insecta; Diptera; Cecidomyiidae. The coding region runs from base 134 to 1153 and encodes 339 amino acids. The transcript has 4 exons. Gene Ontology annotation, molecular function: calcium ion binding; gluconolactonase activity.
GGCACGUGCCGUAUUGGAUUUCCCAACAUCACUGUUUUCAAUCUUAUUUUGCAAAGAAAAGUAUAUACGCCACUCUCAGUCGUCAAUUGUUCAUUAAGAAUAUUCAUCUAGAAGUCGAGGAGUCGAUAAAUCGAUGUUUCAGCUCUUCUUGAAAAUGUUCACAAUUUGUGUGAUUCUCAGCUGUUUUGUUAUUUGCCAUUGUGAUGGGUACGAAUUGACUCUCAUCUCAGACGAACAAUGGCCGCAACCGUAUUAUAUGCACUAUGAUGCUGCAACACACAGCCUCUAUUUCACCGAUUAUGCCGCUCGUCAAAUUCUUCGAUUUGAUUUCCAUAAAAAACGAACCUACAGAGCAACCAUAGAAGAUAAUAUAAUCACAUCAUUCAUCAUUCCAGUGCAAGGUGAAAAAAACAAAUUCGCGAUUUGCUAUAAUUUUACUGUGGCCAUAAUUGAAUGGAACGGAAAGGAGAAGAUAGCGAAAUUUGAUCAAGAUGAAUUUACUGUGCAACCGGCACAAAACAAUCCAGUAACUGGUUGGGACUAUGGUAAAAUGUCUCCGAAUUAUGAAUUUUAUGGUGGAUCAUUCCGUGUGAAUAUGUGCUCAAAAUCACCGGGUACACGUAAUGCAGCAUUUUAUCACUAUACCAGGCCAAUUUAUAAACACCUCCGAGUUUCUGGUGCAUUCGAUUGGGAUGUGAAAAAUAAAUAUUUAUACCUAUGUGAUACUUGCGGUCGUGUCAUUCGACAGUUUAAAUGGGAUCCGAAAACCGGAAAUAUUUAUGAUGAACGCAUUGUGUAUACACUUGAAAAUCCAGAGAGUGAUUUGGUGAUGCCGCACGGCAUGACAAUCGAUCGAGACGGGUGUUUGUAUAUAGCUUACUAUUCGGGCGGAAAAGUUGUAAAAGUAGAUCCAAGAACAUCGAAAAAGGUGAAAGAAUUUUAUUUACCCGUUAAGGGUGUAUCAUUGAUUACAUUUGGUGGACCCCAUUGGGAUACAUUAUUUGUGGCCACACAACGGGUUCCAUUCGAACUGUCUACGGGUAAACUUUACCUGGAUAAUUCAGAAGGAAGCGGAUCAAUUUAUGCGAUUAAAAAUAUCAAAGCAAAAGGUUAUCCAUCACGAAAAUAUCGUUCAAUUAUUCGAAAUGAUUGAAUUUAAUUUUUUUAUAUUCAAGCAAACAGACGAUUAGUAUAUAUGCAUAAGUUUGAAAAAAUAUUCAUUGAUGAAAAAAACAAAAUACCAUACAAAUGGAUGCGUUUGAAAUUAUUUUCACUUUGAAACUUUAUUACAUGAAACAUGUUUUCUUUUAAUUUAAACAUUUAAUUGAAGAGAAUAGUAAUCGAAUAAAAUCUAGUGUAAAUUUGCAAUAAACGUUAAUUGAGUGGAUAUGAUAAAAGACCAAAA